Diaporthe amygdali is the source of this 240-nucleotide messenger RNA. RefSeq lists its product as uncharacterized. Lineage: Eukaryota; Fungi; Ascomycota; Sordariomycetes; Diaporthales; Diaporthaceae. The coding region runs from base 1 to 240 and encodes 79 amino acids. The transcript has 2 exons. The record is from RefSeq and is a predicted model, not a curated record.
AUGGCUGAAAACAGGGAGCAGGCGCAGAUCCAGAGCCAAAGGGCUAGGCGCCAAUGCCACUUUACAAUCGUUGGCAGGCCUCCCUCCUCCUUCCGGGGCUAUGAAAACGCGCGAAUUUUCCAUGCCAUUGGUGCUGCGCCGUACUUGGUCAUGUAUGUGCUCCCCUCAACCCAAUCAGAGAAGAGGGUCAAGGCGCUCGAUGUGUUGGUGGUCAGGCCGCCAUUUUUGCUCAUUAUUUGA